AUUUGAGUCCUCGAACUGAUUUCGUGGCUCGCCGUUGGAUACGCUCCAAAGUGACCUUGUCUUUUUGGAGUGAGGGGGGAGUACUAUGUUUCCGUACUCUAAAUGGGGACGGAUGAAACUAUUAAAGAUUGUGUGGAAAGUUCGUCCGUCAAACUGUCCAAAAAUGGUGAAUCUUUGUAGAAAAAAUUAUGUGAGACGUAACAGUGCCCAAAUUUAUUAGUAACAUAUAGAAAGGCAUUAAGACUAAAAAAAUGAGUUGCCUGUCCAUGAAUAAAGCUAAACAGUAGCAAAUAGCACUUACAAUAAAAUGGCAUACCCAAUCACAGAAAUGAUAAAAAAUUGUUGUGAAAUGAGUGUUAUGUGUAAGCUCCUAUUUGGAUAAUAGCAACAAAUAGGUUCAGUUAAUUAACGAAGGUUCUUCUGCACGUGGUGGCACCGACGGCGUAACGCGAUACAAGUGUUCUUAAAUAACAGUCCGCGCCAAAAUUCCAACCUAGUGAAGAGCGGCCUAAAAGAACGUUACGUGUCGCGGCCGAUGACAAAAGAUGAACAGAUGACUGAGAUAGCGUUUAUUUGAGUAAUAAAGGCACGCCAAUAUAACUGGCAUCACACUUCUCUUUAGGUAUAAUGACUGAACUAAAUAUUGGGGCUCAUUGUUCUGAAAAGGAUUGCAGACAGUUGGAUUUUCUACCCAUUCAUUGUGAACACUGUGAUCGUGUCUUUUGUAAAAUUCAUAGUUCAAUUACUGCACAUAAUUGUCCAAUUUCAAGUUCAACUUACAAAUGUCAUCAAUCUUCAAGUCAAUUUCGUUCUGAUGAUGCUAAUGAUAAUAUCUGCGAUUAUCAUUUAUGUAAUGAAAGACAACUAGUAAUGUUAUCCUGUGAUGGAUGUUAUGGAAAUUUUUGUACCAGUCAUAAACAAAAGGAGGUUCAUCAAUGUUCAAGUUUAACUCAGUCACUUCAUCAACUGGAUAAAAUUCAACCAUUUAAAACUGUUGAUCGUACUGCAUUAAAUGCUAUUUCACAUACGAUAAUUCCAACGAAAGCCAAUGACACACUAUCAGUCAAACCAGUAAGCGAUCGUGCCCGCACCACUAAAGCGAAGUUGAUUUUAUUAAAAACUAAAAUGGAAGCAUUGCCUGGUGGUCAACGUGCUAGAGAAUUACCUGAAUCAGAGAGAUUUGUUAUUCGUUUGUCAGUUAUGCCAGAGGUUCUUUCAACAAAUAAUAUGAUUUCAGUGUAUUUUGGAAAGCGUUGGCCACUUGGAUGCAUUCUGGACUAUGGUUGUGAACACUUUCAUUUACCCCGUGAUAAGAAAUACGGUUUAAUUCGAUUAUCCGAUGAAUUAGAUGAAUACUUUGCUACUGAUUGUAGUCAACAUCAAAAUGAUAUUGUUUCAAAUUCAUUACUUGAUUUAAAUAGUUCACUCAAACAACAUGUUGGAGAGAAUUGUUUUGUUGAAGGCCAAUUAUUACAGAUUGUAUGUUUACCACAAACAUAAUCAUAGUGUUUUGUUUUAAUUAUGCGUCCACUGUACAAAAUGACCAUAAUGACUUCUUCUGUUGGCUAAUUCUCAUCUAUAAUUUGUUUCUCAUUUUUAUAUAUGUUUGUCCAAAUUUCUUAUAUUCUGAAGUCUAGCUAGCGUGAAUUGAAAUAUCUGUACAAAAUAUCUUGAUGGAAUGCGUUUACUAUGUUUGUUUUUCUGUGCUGAAUACUUAGAUCAACUGCCUUGUUAACGUUGUUAUUAUUUCGUCAGAUUAAAUGGUGUAAUUUUCUACAGUAUUAUACUAACAAAUACUGUAAACCUUUUUGUCAGUUUGUUUUGUAGAGUGAUGGUAAAAGGUUAAAUUACCAGAAUAUUUUUAGCCCAGACGAAUGCAUUUCGUGGUGUUGUAUAUCUAUGAACUGAGUAUUUUUUUAUUGUAAAGCUUUCAUUGUCUUUUUCCGCUGAACAUUUAAAAGAAUGUUGAGAACACUGUGUAUCUGCUACGUGGAUCCAAUAUGCAACUCUCAUCGCAAUAACCCAACGGUAUACUAAGUUAUGUUUGGAAAUCAUUCAAAUGAAUCAAGACUCGCUUCACUAAAAAUUAGUAAAAACAUUAUUCAGUCUCUUUCAUCAAAAUAAAAUUAGGAAAUGAUUACGCAAUGUUGUAAAAAAUCAAAGUUAUGGAUGUAAACCACUGCAGAUUAACUCCACAGUUUUUGCUGCCAGAACUUGUAAACUUGGGUUCUAUAUCCUACAAGUUUGUGAAUGUACACUGCAGAGGAAUCCCGUACUAGAACAAAGGAGAUUUUCAGUGCUCCCUGUUUUUCAAUGAUAUGGCAACUGAGAUUCGUCGCUGAUGGAUAAAAAUUAGCUUUCAUCGAACAAAUGAUAUUUUAUCAAUCAAGUACUCUAUAUGCUUUGAAUAUUAUAUUAUAAGUUUUGAAUUCAGCGAUCUUUGUGGAUGUUCAGCAAAUCGUUGGUUCACAGAAUCAAUAAAUAAGGCAGAUAUAGCAAUUUCUUCCAGUGGAUCAAAUGGAAACAUUGAGAAAUGACAAAAUUCUCUUUUGUGAUUGGAAGAACUAAUACCCUUAAUAGAUUUCCUGGGUUCCAAUCCUUCUUCAACUAAUAUCAAUCCGUAAUGAAAAUUAUAUUUGUAAUUAAAAAAUUCGAUACAUGCGCUUUAAAACAGAAAAAAGUAAAUUAAGUUCUGUUAAUGGGCUUUAAAAAACCUCUUUUGUUCUAAGUUAUUUAAGAUUUGCAUUGAUUUUUAUCUAAUCAGUCUCAUCUGACAGAGUUAAUGAAUUUCUGUGAUAUAAUACUUGUUCUUGGCCAGAUUUUCUUAAUUACCAGCAUUUGCCAACAUUGCGCAACUUGAUUGCUAGGAAAAGAUAAGAAACAUGAGCUAAGUGACUAUUGAGAUCACGGUAAUGGGGUACCAGUACUACCCGUUUCUUGAUACACCUAAAUUAGAUGAUCGAAGACAUUUCAGAAAUAAUAAGUAAGACAUCCUGAUACUUAUCAAUACUAAAAGCAUCAAGCACCUCACGCUGAUCUAGCAUGUAGCUGGAAAAUAACAAAUCGCAGUAUCAUGUACACUCAUAAUGAACACGAAAUGAACUCUGAUCCCCAUUUUUACAGUUUGAUGUGUAUUUUACAAAAAAAUAAAUGGGACUUGGAAAUUGUAUGGAUUUAAGUUAUUUUCGAUUCUUGAAUAUGGGGUGCUUGUGAAAGACAUGGGAGAAAAAAGAAAUAUAUUUUUGAUGUAAAUAUUUUAAGCUACUGAUGAAUAUAUUAGUAGGUUAUUUAUUAAACCAAAUCUCUUAAACGGUGAACACUAUUGAAGUGCUUGUUACUGUGACCUAUUUAAUAUUUUCACCUUUUUGAGGCAACUCGGUUCUUUUUCACCUAUCAAACUGCGUUAUUUGAUUUCUCAAAAAAACCUUUCAAUAUAUAAUAGACACUAAUAUAUAGGUUUCGGCAUAGAGCCAUUUCUUAGAACGCAUAGUUUUAAUUAUCAAGCUUGAAUAAAUAAUUCUAUGAUUGUGCCGGUUAAAGUUAAGAUGUAUGGAACAAUGGACUUUUUUUUAUCUAAAUCUAAAAUUAUUAUUCACUAAAUAGUCAACAUAACUUAUUAGUGUACUUUUUACCUCAUAAUCCGAUAUCCCUCGAUUAUAAUUACAUGCAGCGUUUCUUGUUAUGUAGCUGGCCAUGAUAGAUCUUGAGAUUGUGUAAAUAAAGUUUGUUCUAGUUUGUGAAGAAACAGUUGUGAACUACAUUUUAAUCCUUCUGGUCUCAGCAUGAGCCUUAUUUAAGUGGUGUUAGUGUAUACUAAAGUUGGCUGUGCUUCUAAAGAACAGUAAGUAGUCAGUUUACCAUAUUUCUGCAUUUAGCAAAUAUACUGCUAUUUGUCCCGACUUCUUUUAAUCAGCAUCUACGCAACUGGUAUUUUGAGAUUCUAUUUUGUCAACAUCUUACUUGAGGACAUAACAAAUAUAAACUAACUUUCGAUACACUCGAGUUUCCAGUUUUGUUCCCUUAGGAGUAGUAAUUUGUGAGAACUCUUCCUUCGCAGUGUGAUCCAACAAUAACACAUUACGAUUUAUAAACUGACAAUA
Molecule: messenger RNA, 4100 nt
Organism: Schistosoma haematobium
Lineage: Eukaryota; Metazoa; Platyhelminthes; Trematoda; Strigeidida; Schistosomatidae
Product: AN1-type zinc finger protein 1
Exons: 10
Coding region: 628-1500 (290 amino acids)
Cellular component (GO): cytoplasm
Molecular function (GO): zinc ion binding
Source: RefSeq, a predicted model, not a curated record